Sus scrofa (pig) is the source of this 2088-nucleotide messenger RNA. Its product is annotated as cathepsin G. Gene Ontology annotation, cellular component: intracellular membrane-bounded organelle; cytoplasm. NCBI's taxonomy places the organism in Eukaryota, Metazoa, Chordata, Mammalia, Artiodactyla, Suidae. Gene Ontology annotation, biological process: proteolysis. The record is from RefSeq and is a predicted model, not a curated record. Gene Ontology annotation, molecular function: serine-type endopeptidase activity.
GUGGCCCUAAAAAAACAAAAAACAAAACAAAACGAAAAACUGUGGGAUAAGAAAAACUCUGUAAAGAGGCAAUUCUAAAUAUUCCAAAAAUAUGAGGCUGGAUUGGUGGCAAGACAGGCAACGGAGUUGCUGUUCGGAGUAUGCUGUUGGGGGCUGCGUCCAGUCUGCCUACUCCUAAAGCAAGUCCACCUCUAAGGGCACCAAGUAGGGCCCCUCGCCUUCAUCCUUACGUUCUUGUCCUCUAACCACAGAUGCCAGGUCUGAUCCAGCUGACCAUCAACUUCUCAGGCUGUGUCUCUCAUAUCCCUGAACCUAGCCGAUGAAAUAGUUAUUCAUGAUUCCAUCAGAAUUGAAAAAGGGCCAGGAGUGGAGAAAUGGAGAUAUUCUUAAUUUAGUCAUGGAGGGGGCUGCUGGGGAUCCAAGCCCCUCUGCUGGUGUGAUUGGGAAGAACAUUUUUAUGCUCUUAGAACUUAAUCACUAAAGGAGUGUUGCCUGUAAGUUUUAAUUAUACAUAAUGGCCCACCUCUGGGAACCCUGCCUCCCAAGUAAUACGCCUUGAGCUAAAAUACCUGUGUUUAGCUUGCAGGAAACUUCCUGAUGGGGUCCACCUGUGAGGGACUUCAGGGAGGGAGAAAUUAACACCCCCCCACCCCCACCCCCAAGGCUGGUGGGAACCAGGAAAUGCUUGACUUUAUGCCCUCUCCUUUUAGUAUGAAAGAAGCCUGAAUUCUGAUGCAGGCAAGAUGGUUCUUUGGGGCACCAGUCUCUCAUCUUCUUGGGCUGCUGGCUUUCCCGAUUCUUUGCCCCAACAAUGCAUCUCUCAACCUGCCUGUCCUGCAGGGAGCAGUAUGAGCUUGGACUUGGUAACACUGGCUGCACCACAGCCCUCGCCUUCAGGUUCUUUUCUUCUUGCUUUGUGACAGCAGUGGGAGUGCCAGUGCGGUGACAGUGCUGUUCUCACCUAACCCACGGCAGAGAAGGGAACAACCACGUUGCACGCAGACACCCUCCUCAGGGGAGCACAGGGCUGGGAGGCACCCAGUCUCUCCUCCUUCGUUCCCCUGGGCUCCGUGUCUUCGAGGAAGCAACACCAGUAGCUCGGACCUGGGCGGACUUUCAGGGAACAUGCAGCCAGUCCUGCUCUCAUUGGCCUUUCUUCUGUCCCCUAGGCUGGGAUGGGGCCUCAAAGGCUGGCAGGAGGAAGCACAGGCAGCAACCGACUGGGCAGCCCUCCCGGGAACAUGCAGCCACUCCUGCUCCUGGUGGCCUUGCUCCUGCCACCUGGGGCUCGGGCAGGGGAGAUCAUCGGAGGCCAAGAGGCCAGGCCCCAUUCCCGCCCCUACAUGGCGUAUAUGCAUUUCCAAAGUGCACAGGGUCAAAAAACUUGUGGAGGGUUCCUGGUGCGAAAAGACUUUGUGAUGACAGCAGCUCACUGCUUCGGAAGGCAAACAGUUGUCAUCUUGGGAGCCCAUAACAUCAGGAGGUUUGAACGGACCCAGCAGCGUAUAUCUGUGCUCAGAGCCAUCCCCCACCCCAGAUACAAUCCGUACAAUCACCUGAACGAUAUCAUGUUACUUCAGCUGGCAAACAGAACCAGACAAAAUCGAUUCGUCAGGCCAGUGGCUCUGCCUCGGACCCAAGCCAGGCUGAGUCCUGGGGCCCGGUGCACUGUGGCCGGCUGGGGCCUGGUGAGCCUGAGCAGGAGAACAGACACACUCCAGGAAGUGCAGCUCACAGUGCAGAGGGAUGGGGAGUGCCACCGACGCUUCGAUCACUACAACGGCCGGAUACAGAUGUGUGUGGGGGAUCCAAGGGAGAGAAAGUCCGCCUUCUUGGGGGACUCCGGAGGGCCCCUCGUGUGUGGCCGGGUGGCCCAGGGCAUUGUCUCCUAUGGAAACAGACAGGGGACACCCCCAGCAGUCUUCACCAGGGUUUCCAGCUUCCUGCCCUGGAUAAGGAGAACAAUGAGUCGCUUUCAACAGCGGGGCCAGGCUGAGAUCCCCCUGUGAUUGACUGUCCUUCUCUGGGGCAGAGGCCAGCUCCAGGGCACUUCCAGAGGCUUAAUAAAUGUCCACAUCUAGAGUGGAA